Messenger RNA from Phycomyces blakesleeanus NRRL 1555(-), 1491 nucleotides. RefSeq lists its product as hypothetical. NCBI's taxonomy places the organism in Eukaryota, Fungi, Mucoromycota, Mucoromycetes, Mucorales, Phycomycetaceae. The transcript is spliced from 9 exons. The record is from RefSeq and is a predicted model, not a curated record. The coding region runs from base 1 to 1491 and encodes 496 amino acids.
AUGUGCAUGGAAGGUUGCAUCCGUUUCCAUGAUGUAGAAGCCAGUAAUCUGAUAGUUAAGGAAGAACAGUGUUCUUGCUGUGGUAGCCAAUGGUUCAGAUGUGAGAGAGAUACUCUGGUCCCUGUACAGACCUUCAAGGUUGUGCAUCUCUUGCAACAACUGAGAUUCAAGCUGGGGAAUAGUCAAGAAUGUGCCAAAAUAGCAUAUGGUAGAAGUCAUAUCAUGGGUAGUCGUUUUGGUGUGUUGUCAGAUGUGUUUGACAGUGGUGCUGUCCGCAGACUGUGUGAAGGCAGUAUAGUAGGCCAGAAUGACAUUUUGGUUACUAUGUUUGUUGACCAGUUCAAUUUCUUUGAUGAUACCAAGAUGUUGGCAACUAUAAUUCAUGUUGUCAAUCUAAAUAUUGAUCCAAAAGAAAGUUAUAGGUCUUUCCUUGAGCCGAUCAUCAAGGAUUUUUGUAUACUGGCCACUUCGGGUAUUCAGAUUCAGACUGUCACCAGACAAAUUAAUGUAAAGAUUCAUCUUGUCAUGGCAACUGGUGAUAAUCCAGCCAUGUCAGACUUGAUGAAUCUGGCCCAUCACAAUUCUUUCUUUGGGUGUCAAGCUUGUUUUUCCAAAGGUGUUUCCAAACAUCACACAAUGUGUUUUUUUGGUAAUGAAUUGCCUGUUUGUAUGGGAACUGUAGAAAGUCUUCAUCAAUUUGAGGGAAAUAGUUACAGUGUCAAUGGUCCAAAUGUUUUCAGGGAUCUUCCUACACUGACUAGUCCUACUUUCUUUGGGCUUGAUGAGAUGCAUCUACUUGGACAUGGUAUAGGCAAGCAACUAUACAAAGCAUUUGGUGGAAAGCUUAACCAGAUCGACAGAUCAAUUACCAAGUCCAGAGCAGACAUCUCAGCAAUAUUUACUGGUAGUUGGCAAUUGCUGGAGGAAACAACUGGUCGACAGAAGGCAGUCCACUGGUUAGACUUCCUUCUGUCUGUUGUGCUGACAGUGGUGGUAAAGAACUUUGUUCUUGCCAAAACCAGAAAUGUUGUGCAAGACCUAGUAAAGACCUGCGCUAUUGCCCAGCAGUGGAAAGUGGCAGAGAGAGAAAUCAAUAUCAUGGAAGAAGCAAUUGGUCGCUGGCAUGUAUUCCUUCAUCACGAAGUCGCAGAAAAAAGAAAGUCUUUGGCCAUUGUGGCAGAUGAGUGUGGAAUGAACUACCACAAUCUAGUUAGUUCAUUAGUGUCUAUUUGGGGCCAAGACAGCAGGCAUGUUCGAGCCAAUAACCUUGUUGUGCUUAAACACCUGAAUGAGUAUAGAUUUGUUCACAAAUUCUUUUCUCAAUCUGUCUUGGAAGAGACCAAGCUCUUUGUUAUUGUCAACUGUCUGCGUGGCAUCUGGCCCAACAAUGAGGCGAAGUUUUUUGUGUGCAAAAGUCUAACACUUGGCAGAUUUGAAAAUUUGAGCAAUUCAAUCUGGUGUGACAAAGACAAUGUAGUACCCAACAUAUAA